UAGAUUGACGUAUGUUAUUUCGUUCAAACAUAUGACUUACCUGUCAGAUGCUUUGGGCGUGGGAGCAGUCGUAGUGACCAAAGAUGACCAUAUUGUGUUGUUAUUCCGCUCUAAGAAUUGUGGGGAGGAUGUGAAUUUAUGGGACAGACCUGGUGGACAUUGUGAACCAAAGGUGCUAGUUGGUAACAUUCCAAUAGAAGAAAUUGACAUCAGUGCAAUGGAUCCAAAGGACGUUACUCGAGAGCUUUUCAACUCCAUAGUUGAAGAAAUUAUAUCUGAAGUGAAUAUUCCCAUAGAAAAGUUAUCUCCCCCAGGCAUACUUGGUGUCCACAGAAGCAAUCUUAAUGGAGGCAAACCAAAUGUGGAGUUCCUAGUCAGGUGUGACUUGAUGGCAUCAGAAGUAGAGGCUUUGUACAGCAAAGGUAGCCAGGAAGAAGCUUACGAAUCUGAACAAAUCUUAUUGCUUGAGCUUAACAAAGCCCUUGAUGCUGAAGUAUGUGACCCAGCACUGUGGAGGAAGAUGGCAGUGGGUGCAAAGGCAGCGUUGACUCUAUACAAAAUGUACUGGCAUAGGUUUCUGUGAAGUUUUAUGGGAAUUAGUUGAUAUUUUAAAAUCAAAUGUUGUGGUUUAAUAAGUGAUAUACAGUUUAACAUACACAUUUCUCUUGACCGGACAUAUUGGCUGAAGGACGGGCUGACUGUUUCCUUUAACUAUUGCCUUUCAAUCUUCUCCAAAUUUGCUCAAAGAUUUUGUUGACAUAAAAUGGGAGCAAAGUUGGAUAACCAGCCAAUUCGUAAAAGGCACUAGACUGUUUGCCCUUUAUUUAAAAAAAUCUAUAUUUGUCAUAGCCACUCUCUAACUUAUACAAUUUUCAUUGAAUCUUCAACUAACUUUCUGCAAUUGUUUGUUGAUAUUAAAUGGAGGCCAAGUUUGAUGAACAGCCAAUUAGCCCAGGCACUUGAGAGUUUUUGCACAGUUAUUUCCUUUUAUUUAUACAAAAAAUGCGAAAUUCGCCUUUUUCCCAUUCUUACUAAUAGUCAUACAGUUUUGAACGAAUCUUCACCAAACUUUUUGGAAGUGUUUGUUGACAUAAAAUAGAGGCUUAGUUUCAUAAGAAGGCAUUUCAGACUUAUUGCCCUUUGUUUAUACAAAAAUUAAAAAAUGCUCAAAUAGAAUAUGGCAUCCCAUGGAGUUUAAUAACAGGUGUAUAUUUCUCUCCCUGACCUUGAUAUAAAGUGUACUCUCAUAAUUUUGGCCAUUUCCCUGCAAAACUUAUCAGUUGGGUUUUGGGACAAAGUAUGAAACAGGAGACAUCUUAUUCCGAGAUGACCCUGGGUCUUUUUGUGCCAGGUGUGAAGUUUUUAGCACCCUGUACCUUGGUUUAUCACUGAAUCCUCAAGGCAAUGAAGUAUGUCAGGGUUCAGUUAGGAAUGAAACCUGCAGCCCAAGAAUUCUGACCUAAGUGCUUUACCUUGAAACCACUAAUCUGCUAUUUUAAUUUGAUUUAAUAAAGGGUGCUAUUUGAAGUAACAUGGGAAACUUUUUGGAUAUCUGUUUCCAAGAUAUAUUUUGAAAUUGCUUGCAAUUUAAUAUAUUAAUUAUAUGACUGGUUUGAUGUUCAAAAAAUCUUAAUUUAUUUGAGUGUCUCAAUAAAUUUCUGUAGCUUAAUAUUUCUAUCCUUGAAUCAAGCAAAACUAAUAUGUCUGAGAAAUUUACCAGUUCUACAACAAUUCUUUAUUUUCUCAAUAGUAUUUCUGAUUGUUAGCCAGGGGAUAUCAAAUUGGCGUUAGUUGUCUCUCAGUUCGUCCAUCCAGCUUUCAAAAACUUUUUAGGGCUAUAUAUCAGAAACUACCUAAAUAAGCUAACAACAUCAAACUUCAUAGCCUUAGGUGUAUAGAUAUCAUAGAAGAAAAAUGCCAUGUACAAGGAACUUAACUCUACACUUUCUUUAAUAAGAGUUAUUUUUUUAUUUGAUGUAACUUUUCAAGGCUUAAUCUCAGAUACCAUGCAACAUGAAACUGCGUGGGUGUAUUAAAAUUUAUGUGAAAAAGUAACACAGAAAAACCAUAACCCUCACUUUCUUAAAGAAGUGUGAUUGCCCUUUGUUUUGUUUUUAAUGAUGGAACUUUAUUUCAGAUCUGAUACAACAUUGCAACAUGAAACUUCAUCGGUAUGUAGAAAUUAAUGGGAAGAAAUUCUAUGCUCAAGAACCAUAACCCUACACUUUCAUAACUGAGAGUCUUUUAAAGACUAUAUCUCAUAUACAAAUGUAUGCUACAAGAUUUCAACAUGGAACUUCAUGGUGUAUAGAUAUUAAUGAGGAGAAUUGCAAUUCAUAAAAUGCAUAAAAACAAUUACCCUUUACUUAAUUAUUUUUAUGAUUAUUCAUUUUAUCGAGGGAUUUGCACCCAUCCUAAACUAAAUUUAUUUGGUGGGGGAUAUCAACUCAUCGAAUUUGCUUGUUUAUGUAAUGUUUUGUUUGAUAUUUCAUGCAAUUAUCAUGAUUAUUAUUCAUUCACCACUUUUAUUGUUUAUGACUAUUAUACAGAAUGUUUGUUAUUUUAUAGUAAAUAGACCCGGUCUUAUACACUGGCAUUUACUGAUUUUUGCCUAUACAUGCAUGAUCAAUAAAUUUGUGUACAGUACAUGGGUACAUGUAUUUUGAAUCAUGUUUGAUGCAUUUUUAUGCCCCCCUUCGAAGAAGAGGGGGUAUAUUGUUUUGCACAUGUCGGUCGGUUCGUCCGUCCACCAGAUGGUUUCCGGAUGAUAACUCAAGAACGCUUAGGCCUAGGAUCAUGAAACUUCAUAGGCACAUUGAUCAUGACUGGCAGAUGACCCCUAUUGAUUUUCAUGUCACUAGGUCAAAGGUCAAGGUCACAGUGACUCAAAACGGAAAAAUGGUUUCCGGAUGAUAACUCAAGAAUGCUUACGCCUAGGAUCAUGAAACUUCAUAGGAACAUUGAUCAUGACUGGCAGAUGACCAUUAUUAAUUUUCAGGUCACUAGGUCAAAGGUCAAGGUCACAGUGACUCGAAACAGUAAAAUGGUUUCCUGAUGACAACUCAAGAAUAAUUAGGCCUAGGAUCAUGAAACAAAGAUCAAGGUCACAGUGACAAAAAACGUAUUCGCACAAUGGCUGCCACUACAACUGACAGCCCAUAUGGGGGGCAUGCAUGUUUAACAAACAGCCCUUGUUCCAUUUUUAAGGGGCUUUGUUAAGAGUUCCGCCUUUCAUAUCAUGACGAUUCUCUAAAACAAAUAUAAUACAUAUAUAAUGUAAACAGUCAAUCAAACAAAACAUUUAAAAUGUUAUGCAAAUAAAAUAAUUCAAAUAAUCGCGCUCACGUAAUAAUAAUACAUACAGAAAUUCAUAUACAAUAUAAAUACCAACAAUAUAUUUACCAACAUAUAUCCUUCCAUACUCGCUAAGGCGCUCUUAAAAACAAUUUCAAUCUUAACGUUUAUUUUCCUUAAUAGACAAUAACAAUAAAUGACGUCAGCGUCAAACGUCAAAGUAUUUGGCGCAAACGUUAUAAUUAACUUUCGCGUACAUUAACGUCGUAUUUAAAUACUAUUUAUAACGGCGUUAACAGGCUUUUUAUAUGUGCCCAAUUUUGAAAAGUAUUGAUUUUAAAGAUAUUUAUUGGUGUUAUUAACACAGUGUUGUUAUUGGAUACAAGGACAAGAUUUCUUUGGUUUACAAAUGUAAAACCUGAUAUAUGCACAUAUCUCAAGUUUCACCUGCUUUCCGUAUAUAAUGUAUAUGGUUGUUUGGGAUUGUAUGCAAUAAAAAAUAUUACUA
This is a messenger RNA of Dreissena polymorpha, 3802 nucleotides long. Its product is annotated as uridine diphosphate glucose pyrophosphatase NUDT22-like. The record is from RefSeq and is a predicted model, not a curated record. The transcript is spliced from 4 exons. The coding region runs from base 32 to 583 and encodes 183 amino acids. Gene Ontology annotation, molecular function: GDP-mannose hydrolase activity. Lineage: Eukaryota; Metazoa; Mollusca; Bivalvia; Myida; Dreissenidae.